Linum trigynum is the source of this 2190-nucleotide messenger RNA. Lineage: Eukaryota; Viridiplantae; Streptophyta; Magnoliopsida; Malpighiales; Linaceae. The record is from the annotation of a GenBank genome assembly.
CCUCCUAAAGUAAGGGUCUUUGUAUGGAGAUGGAUUAAGAAUAUCCUCCCUACAAGAGUGAAUGUUUUGGACAAAAUCAAAAAAGGUUGUGAAGAGUGUCCUUUUUAUGGAUUACGGGAAACCCAGUUGCAUCUGUUCCAGGAGUGUGGGUGGGUUCGAAAGGUUUGGAGAUCAAUCACACUAAACUCUCUAUCCAAAAAGGGACAGGAGCUUACUUGUGAACAGUGGAUGGCGGAGAUCCAAGAAACAACUGCAGGGGAUCAAAUUCGUCAUGUCCUCACGGCCAACUGGUUAAUCUAGGAGGAGAGAAACAACCAGAUCUGGAAUAAGCACAAAUUGGAAGAAUCAGAGAUCAUGGGGAAGGCUGAGAGAUGUCUUACAGAGUACGUGCAACAUCAACAAGUGCAGAUCGGCAAUCAAGGAAAGUGGGACAAUCAUUGGGAGCCUCCUCGAUCGGCUGAUUUCAAGGUGAAUGUCGACACAGCUUGUUUUGAAGGUCAUGGAUCUGGUUUUGGAAUAGUGAUUAGAGACAAGAAGAAAAAUUUAUGCUUCAUUUCAGUUCGAAGAAGCCAAACCCAGUGGUCUCCAGAAAUGGCAGAAUGUUUAGCAAUCGGAUGGGGUUGGAUUUGGCAGUGGAGAAUGGUUUUGGUAGGUGUGAAGUGGAGACGGACUGCCUGGGAAUUAUUCAUCUGCUGUAUCGAGAGGAAAUGGCGAUAACUGAGUUGGGGGUGGCUUGUGAUAGGGCAAUAGCGUAUUGCUUCAAUUCCUAUCUCGUAGUAAAACCGGAAAGUCCGGGUAUCGUCUCUCAGGGACUGGUACAACCUUAUAUUCUAUCAAAUUUAUGAGCAAACUAUAGGUGAAAAUGGUUUAAUGAUACUAUUAACUACUAGGAAAAUAAUUAAACUAAUUAAGCAAAUUAAAUGGUCGGGAGAAAUUCAAUGGAGAAAGCUCUAGGAGAAACACCGGGAUUCACUACCUAUCCUAUCCAGAUUAAUUCACAUGUUCCAAUCAAUUUAAUCCAUAACUCUACAGCCAGGAUAUCACUACGCUUGCUAGCUAUCCCUGUCGGGCAUUACUACGUACUAAACAAUUAAUUCAAAUCCUACUGUCGUAGCUCAAUGACUUAAUUAUUUAGCCUGAAGAUCGAUAUCCUAUUUUAGACCGCAUAGCACCUUAUUUAUCCACUGUCGCGUCGAUAAGUUACUAUGUCACAUGAAAUAGGUUCAGUUAUUAGGGUUUCACUGUCGCUAAUAACCUAAUUAACUACGAUUUAUUGUAUUGGUGGCUAGUUAACACAAAGCAUUAAGUAAUUUCAUGCAAUAGAGAUUGGAAGAAAAGAAUCAUGAAUCAAUCCAUCAAAUCAAGAAAUAGUUACAUCCUAUGGUGUUUCCCCCAGAAAUCGGGGUUUAGUUCAUGACGAAAAUAAAACAAACAAUCAUGUUCUAAAUCAACAAUAAAAAACUAAUUCGGUUUAGAAAAUCCAACCAAAAUAAUCGCUCUCGUUAAACUCAACUCAAGCCUGGGGAGAAGUCGAUUGUCGAUUGGCCUUGCUCGCGCUCCAAGCUUGCUGCGCUGCUCUUCUCUUUUUCUCGCCCAAGACUAAUUCGCCUUUCUGUUCUCCCCAAGAAUUUCGCCCAAACCAACAAAAGUUGCCUUCCAAAUCGUGUCCCAGCUCCCGCAGAGAUGUUUUUGUUCCCAAAUAAUAGCCUCUGCUUCCAUGUCCCCCGCUGCGCUCCCUCUCAAAAGAAGUCCCGUCCAAAAUAAAAUAGUCUCCUCCAACAAUUUCCCUUCUUCCUUUUGUUUUGUUUUUUUCCAAAAGAAAGUCCACCCUGUAGAGAUUCCUCUCAAGCCAAUUAAUUCCCUUCCUCCAGCAAUAGAAGAUCACACGUCCAACAUUAGUCUUUAGCUCUCCCGUCCAAUUUUUGUCCAAGUAAUUCCGGCCUAAGAAUUAAUUCCCUCCUAACUUCCGUCACUAGUCCAACGAGAGUAGGUCAAGAAUCUGGUCCAAAGUGGUUCGAUCAUAGACUUGAUCUGUGUUCGACUUGCCUGCUUGUACUUUCACAAUUUCUAUCUUUCCACCUAAAAUAUAUCAAAAUUCUAACACAUGAUGGUAAUGGUCUUACAACCAUUACAGAGUUAGUUGGCCAUAAAACAAGCAUUAUAUGUCUCAAAUAUAUUAUGAAAUAAUCA